Messenger RNA from Westerdykella ornata, 1512 nucleotides. RefSeq lists its product as uncharacterized. The transcript has 2 exons. NCBI's taxonomy places the organism in Eukaryota, Fungi, Ascomycota, Dothideomycetes, Pleosporales, Sporormiaceae. Bases 1 to 1512 code for a protein of 503 amino acids. The record is from RefSeq and is a predicted model, not a curated record.
AUGCUCAACAGAUACGCCCGCUGGCGCCGAGUCCGCAGUAUCUCUCUCCUUGCGCCCGAUGACUGGCUCAUGAUGACGGUGGUACCGGCGUUCUACACGACGCUCAUUGUCAGUUUGAACGCGAUCGCCACGGGAGGCGGGAGUAAUCUGUAUCCCCCAGAGCAGUUUGGCACGUUCAGCAAGGAGGAAAUACAGGAGCGGAUCCGGGGGUCCAAGAUAGUGAUUCUUUCUGAGCAGGCCAUGCUAAACCUCAUCUGGACCCUCAAAUCCAGCAUGCUCUUCCUCUACGCCCGCCUCUCCGCCUCCACCACCCACCUGCGCUACAUACGCGCCCUCUCCGUCUACGUCUACCUCGGCUGGCUCGCCCUCCAAAUCACCUUCUUCACCGCCUGUCGACCGUUCAGAGGCUAUUGGAGCAUGCCGCCUCCGGACCCGCAGUGCGCCACGUACCAGACGUAUGCCAUCGUGCAGGCCGUGUUCAAUCUCAGCAGUGAUGUGGCCAUGUUGGCGAUUCCGGUGCCGAUGCUUUGGGGGCUCCGGAUGCCGGUGAAGCAGAAGGUGGGGUUGGGCGUGGUGUUUGGUAUGGGGUUGUUCGUCGUACGUGACCUUCUACUCUUUUCCUCCUUUCUCUUCCCCUCGACGUCAAUUCUACUCUCCCUCUCCCUCUGCCUCCUCUCCUCUUCUUCCCUCCUCCCCCCCAACUCUUACACUCUCCCUCCUUCCACCCCACCAGCAUCAUCUUCCUGGAUUCAAUACACAUCCCCCCAAGCUACCCAUGCUAAAAGACUCCCCUCAUACAUAAAGAUCACCGCCGCCACCCUCACCAAAAUCAACAACCUCUCCUCCCUCUACUCAACCGUCUACAUGCUCUGGUACGUCCGCGAAGCCUCCGUCGCAGUCUACGUCGCCAAUCUCCCCUCCAUCUGGCCCCUGCUGCGCGAACACUUGCGCUGCCUGCGCACCCAUCUGUCGUCGUAUCCGAACGGCGCUAUGGGCAGGACUGCUACGGGUCUGCCGGGUUAUGGACUACAGGGGAGUACUCAUACUCAGCGUGGUCAUCAGGUGGGUAGUAGUAGGCUGCAUAGGAGCCUUCAUCGGGGGUCGAAAGUGGGGACUACGUCGACAGCCCUGGCUGUUGGAGAUGAGGGAAUCGAUCUGGGGAGAUCGAAUUUCCACAGAUGCGACCAUAAUGGUAGAAGUAGGCAGUGGUCGGGAUCCAGAGACGGUAAUGACAUCUACGGGCGCGAGUUCCGGCAUCUAGGUCUUGGAGCGGGGAGGCGGAGUUUAGACAGCGACGAAAAGGUGCUGAAUGAAGAUGGGAGUGCUGACUGGGCCACUGCCAAGGAAGGAGGACACAAAUUGGAAGUGCAUGUCGAUAGGACGAUUGAGGUGACGAGGGGAAGUUGGGAGGGUGGGUCCGAGGACGGCCGGCUGGAGAGGUUUAAGUGGGAGGUGGAGACACGGGCGCCGACGGUGAAAGUUGAGGGGCCGGAGGGCGAGGUCUGUCGUUGA